Molecule: messenger RNA, 1835 nt
Organism: Corythoichthys intestinalis (scribbled pipefish)
Lineage: Eukaryota; Metazoa; Chordata; Actinopteri; Syngnathiformes; Syngnathidae
Gene: gabra6a
Product: gamma-aminobutyric acid type A receptor subunit alpha6a
Exons: 10
Coding region: 363-1709 (448 amino acids)
Biological process (GO): signal transduction; chloride transmembrane transport; gamma-aminobutyric acid signaling pathway
Cellular component (GO): plasma membrane; dendrite membrane; postsynapse
Molecular function (GO): benzodiazepine receptor activity; GABA-gated chloride ion channel activity; GABA-A receptor activity
Source: RefSeq, a predicted model, not a curated record
GCCAUCUUGUGGUUAUGAUCAACUCAGCAAACGUGGUGAUGAGUACAAAAGGGCUUCUUUUUGUUUGUUUUGAACUCUUUCAGCACUUUUCUUUACGUUAACUCUGUGGCAUUUGGCGACACGAUGUUUUAUUUAUGUAAACAUUCGAUUGAAUAUAUAGUUUGUCUAAAUUGGACAGGAAUUAGUAAUCUGUUAAUUGGAUUACUCGUCGUUUCUGGUGUGACUGUGACUUCACUUAAAGCACUGUUUUACAGGUCACCACAACGAACUCUUGGGUUCGACCCGUUUUAUAGUUUGUUAAUACAAAGUUAAUUAUAAUCUGACGAAAGGGGAGUUCUUGAAGUAUUCUUAGAUCUGUAGAGAUGGCAAUAUUUUUUCUGUAUUAUAUUCUUGCAUGUAUCUGUGGAACAAGUCUAGGUAAUGUGACCUCAAAUGAGAAGAUUUACUCUGACAACAUCACUCGAAUUCUGGAUCGACUUUUAGAUGGUUAUGACAAUAGACUGCGACCUGGAUCUGGAGGUGGCAUUACAGAAGUGAAAACCGACAUCUUUGUCACAAGUUUUGGACCUGUUUCCGAUGUUGAGAUGGAAUACACCACAGACAUGUUCUUUCGACAGAUGUGGGUUGAUGAGAGACUGAAAUUUGAGGGGCCCAUUGAAAUCCUGCGGCUGAACAAUCGCAUGGUAGAUAAGAUCUGGACACCGGACACCUUCUUCCGAAAUUCCAAGAAGUCCAUUUCCCACAACAUGACCACACCGAACAAGCUUUUCCGUAUUAUGCAAAACGGCACUGUUCUCUACACAAUGAGACUGACGAUUAGUUCAGAGUGUCCAAUGAAUCUUAUGGACUUCCCAAUGGAUGGUCACGCAUGCCCUCUAAGAUUUGGAAGCUAUGCCUACACCAGCAGUGAAAUCAUCUUCACUUGGAGGAAAGGCCCUAUAAAGUCUGUUGACUGUCCCAAAGAGUCCAUGAGUCUUUUGCAGUACGAUCUAGUUGGACAGACGUUGUCCAGUGAGAUUUUCAAGUCAAACACAGGUCACUACUCUGUACAGGUGGUCCAUUUCCACCUCCAGAGGAAGCUGGGAUACUACCUCAUCCAGACAUACAUUCCACUUAUCAUGGUUGUCGUGCUGUCACAAGUGUCCUUCUGGAUCAAUAAGGAGUCCGUCCCUGCGCGAACAGUCGCCGGCAUCACCACAGUGCUAACAAUGACCACCCUCAGCAUCAGCGCCCGCCAGUCACUCCCCAAAGUGGCCUACGCCACAGCCAUGGAUUGGUUCAUCGCUGUGUGUUUCGCCUUCGUGGCCUCGGCUCUGAUCGAGUUUGCUGCAGUCAACUACUUUGCCACACUGGAGGCCAACAGUUUGAAGAGGAAGAAAGCCCGACAAGACAAGCUGGAGGUUUUGGCUACUGCCAGUGAUGAUGACGACACAAUUUCGGAAUCCAACAUCAGCAAUCAAGAAGGCCUAAAGAGGAGAAACCACUCAGUCUGCCGCAGUGAAGCGACAGAGGUGCCGGCCGUGCCGAUAUUCCUUCAGCAGGGUUCGGCUUUCCCCCAAAUUCCACAGCUGGCCGGCACAAGUCCCAUCGACAAGUACGCCCGCAUUCUGUUCCCAUUGACGUUUGGCCUCUUCAACCUUGUCUACUGGUACAUUUACCUGGCCAAGGACACUAUGGAAAGAGCCAGGGAUGUGGAUCCAACCUCUUAAAAGCAAGAGGACCAGGAAAAGGGCACGUGCAGAGCGAGAGACAACCCUCCUCCUCCCCCCGCUGCUCUCUCUCUUUCUCUCUCUCUCUGUGAACCUCUCAGCAUUUGUUCUGCUCUCAUCUGACGG